AUGGCGAUGGAAAGGACAUCGGCAAGCAUUGCAGAAGAAUACAAUCUGCAGAACGGCGACGGAGGAAAGAGGAGCACGGAGGCGAUGGAGAUGGAAUCGACCGAGAGGAUAUUCGAGAGCAAGAAGGUUCCGCCAUGGCAGAACCAGUUGACGGUUCGUGCAUUUGUUGUGAGUUUUAUUUUGGGGAUUCUGUUCACGUUCAUCGUCAUGAAGCUUAAUCUCACUACCGGAAUCAUUCCUUCGUUGAACGUCUCCGCCGGACUGUUAGGGUUUUUCUUCGUGAAAACAUGGACGAAAUUCCUCGAUAAAUCUGGUAUGUUGAAACAGCCAUUCACGAGGCAAGAGAAUACUGUUAUUCAGACGUGCGUCGUCGCCACCUCCGGCAUCGCAUAUUCCGGUACGUCCAAUCGAUUUAUCUCUCACACACUUGAAUUGAUUCCUUCAUGA
This is a messenger RNA of Cynara cardunculus var. scolymus (artichoke), 447 nucleotides long. RefSeq names its product probable metal-nicotianamine transporter YSL5. Gene Ontology annotation, cellular component: membrane. Lineage: Eukaryota; Viridiplantae; Streptophyta; Magnoliopsida; Asterales; Asteraceae. The transcript has a single exon. Bases 1 to 447 code for a protein of 148 amino acids. The record is from RefSeq and is a predicted model, not a curated record. Gene Ontology annotation, molecular function: oligopeptide transmembrane transporter activity.